AUGAAUUCUCUGUUAUUUAGGCGACUAGCUUUUGAAAAUUCUCGACAAUUCAUCAAAUCUCCCUUGCAGCUGUCACCAUUUAUACAAUGCCGUCGUUCCAUCCAAUCCUCGAAUGAUGAUGGCGAUAAUGAUGACUCGACCUCACGACUAUUCAAAGCUUUAUUUAAGGAUGCCCCGGGAAAUUCAGAAGAUUCAGAACAAAUUCCAAAGAAAGAUGAUCACAAGUCCAUUCUCGAUAACGAUUUUAAAGACAUCUUUUUCAAAAACAUCAACGACACAUCCGGGCAGGUCGAAAAUAAAGAACGCGAUUUCUUCGAUGACUCGGUUAAUAUGCAAAACCUUUUUCUAAGUGAAAAUGAAACUCCCGAUGGCGCUUCCGAUGGAAACUCAUUGAUAGAAAUUGUAGAUGGGGUUAAAGCUCUACCCGACCUGGGCAACUCCGAUGCUAACUCGGGAAUGACGGAUCCCUCCAUUAUUCUUCUAACGAAUAUGAUAAUGAGGAAUGGUAAGAAGGCCCGUGCCCAACGUUAUCUAUCCGAUUGCUGUCUUGAAAUUCGCAAGCAAACCAACAAUAAUCCAUAUGAGAUCGUCAAAAUGGCAAUUGAAAAAGCUUCUCCUUUGGUUGGUCAUUUAAGUCUUAAGAAAGGUUCUAAGGUUAUUCAAAUCCCUUCCCCGCUUAAUGAACGACAAAAACACCACAAAGCUAUUAAAUGGAUAUUAAAGGCUUCCGACAAAAGACCCGGAAAAAAAUUCAGUUAUAGACUAGCUUUGGAAAUUUUAGCCGUCGUCAAUGGUCAAAGCUUGGUAUUACAACAAAAGGACGCGGUACACAAAUUGGCGCUGGCAAAUAGAGCAAACCUACCGGUUAAAUGGUAA
This is a messenger RNA of Acaulospora colombiana, 876 nucleotides long. NCBI's taxonomy places the organism in Eukaryota, Fungi, Glomeromycota, Glomeromycetes, Diversisporales, Acaulosporaceae. The record is from the annotation of a GenBank genome assembly.